Molecule: messenger RNA, 1614 nt
Organism: Xylaria bambusicola
Lineage: Eukaryota; Fungi; Ascomycota; Sordariomycetes; Xylariales; Xylariaceae
Product: putative benzoate 4-monooxygenase cytochrome P450
Exons: 9
Coding region: 1-1614 (537 amino acids)
Molecular function (GO): monooxygenase activity; iron ion binding; oxidoreductase activity, acting on paired donors, with incorporation or reduction of molecular oxygen
Source: RefSeq, a predicted model, not a curated record
AUGGAUAAUCCUCCCACUCUCUACUUCAGUGACAGCCUCAAGGAGCUGGGUUUGGACACUGGGACACUUUUCCAAGUGAUUGGUUGUCACAGCCAUUGGAACCUCCUGGUCGGGCUAGCUAUAUUCGUGUUUUCUUACACCUUAGUCGUCAGUAUCAGCCGCCUGUAUUUCUCGCCCCUGUCAAGGUUUCCCGGCCCCAAGAUCGCCGCCGUGACUUCUUGGUACGAGACCUUUUUUGAUCUAUCAACCAACAAUUUCCCAGAAAUACUAGAACAGAUGCACCAGAGAUACGGUCCCAUUGUGCGAGUUACUCCUUGGGAGCUAUCAAUCAAUGAUGCUGAAUUUUAUAAUGAUGUCUUUGCGUCUGCAAAAAGCCAUAGGACCAGCAUCCAAGCAAGCCGUCGCAUUGGACUUGGCCUGAAAGACACCAUACUCAUGAGUAUAUCACACGAGCUGCACCAACAAAGACGAAAACCCAUAGAGAGCUUCUUCUCUCGCCAGGGCGUUACACGUGUCGAGUCUGUGAUUCAUAAUGAGAUCAGGGUACUAGAUGAUAAAUUGAAAGACGCGAAAGGAAGCGGCACACUAGUUCGGCUCGACCAUGCUUUCACGUCGUUCUCUGGAGAUAUCAUCGGGGAGCUUGCUUGUGGUGAACGCCCUCAGCUGGUCAAUGGUUCCGGGUUUACCCCUGACUGGCAAGUUAUCCAACGGGAAAUUUUGAUUGAAAAUACUGACUGUGUUAUUCCGUUAGUACGCAGCUUUCCCUGGCUUAGUGAGAUUGUACAAAUGCUACCGUUAACUUUACUACGCUACUUUGGUUCGGGUAUGGUGGGAUUCAAGAUGCUUCAUGUGCUUAGUGAAUCCCAAGUUCAAAGGGUUCGGAGAGAGGUCGUAAACGAAGCAAAAGAAAAUCAAGAUGAGAAGUUUUCCAUAUUCCAUCACCUUCUUCGAAGCGAUAUUCCAGAAUCUGAAAAGAAUGCUGCCCGUUUGUCAGCAGAAGCCUUUACAUUACUAGGCGCCGGUACUGUAACUGUUGCAUACACCCUUACAAUCGCCAUCUACUAUAUCCUGGCCGACCUAAAUAUCGAGAAACGUCUCCGUGAAGAGUUGAAAGAUGUUACGUUAUGCUAUCCGGAGAGAGUACCUCUAUGGGCCGAUCUUGAGAAAGUACCAUACCUCGUCGCAUGCAUCAAAGAGUCUUUAAGGAUUAAUCGUUUUUUUGGAAGAGCCAUUCGAACCUCUAUUGAUAUGGAUCUCCAUUACAAAGAGUAUACGAUCCCCAAGAAUACUCCCGUGGGAAUAGCAGCAUACUCGCUACAUGUAGAUCCGGACGUCUUCCCGAGUCCAAACAAAUUUGUUCCAGAAAGGUGGAUUGGGGAUAUUGACCGCCGAAUGAAUCAAAACUUUGUGCCGUUCUCCAAGGGCUCGCGAAACUGUUUAGGAAUGAACCUCGCAUGGGCUGAGAUGUACAUCUUACUUGGAACCUUAUUUCGUCCAGAUGGGCAUAAGAUGACACUGGUGAAUUGCGACGAGUCGGACAUCAUUCCUAUAUUUGACGCAGAGGUCGGGAUUCCGAAGUAUAACAGCAGAGGUCUGAGUGUUCGAAUUGAUUGA